CCCGGAGAAUUUGGCUGGAAAUAUGGCUGACGGCGAUAAAGCAAGCUACUCGGACACUGUUCUCUACAAUGUUUUGUCGAAGGAAAAAAAGUUGAGAAGGAGACUGCCCUGGUACUAUGCCCCCUCCUUUCUCCUCCUCUGGGUGGUGCUAUUCUACGCGAUCGUACUUCCGCUUUUCUAUCGGCUUCCAGACCGAAUCACGAUAGCCGACGAGCCACUUAAGCCCGGGGAAUUUGUGGCCGAGAGAGCACAGAAAGUGCUCUACGAAUUCGAUCGUAUCGGACCCAAAGUGGUCGGGAGUAUAGCGAAUGAGGUGACCACCGUUGCAUUUCUCUUAAAUGAGGUGGAAAAGAUUAGGGGAGAAAUGCGCAGCGAUCUCUUUGAUUUGGAGGUAGAUGUCCAGCAGCCAACAGGUACCUAUGUGGUGGGAACAAUGACUAGCAUUUAUCAGGGCAUCCAGAAUGUGGUUGCUAAGUUGAGCACUAAGAGUUCUAAUAGCUCAUCCUACCUUCUGAUUAACAGCCAUUUCGACUCAAAGCCAGGAAGUCCAGGAACUGGGGAUGAUGGUACCAUGGUUGUAGUAAUGCUAGAGGUUUUGCGUCUAAUGUCAAUUUCCGAAGACAAAUUCGAGCAUCCAUUAGUUUUUUUGUUUAAUGGGGCGGAGGAGAAUCCUCUACAAGCCUCCCAUGGUUUUAUUACUCAGCAUAAAUGGGCAGCAAACUGCAAAGCAGUUAUCAAUUUAGAAGUCGGUGGUAGUGGUGGUCGAGAUAUCUUAUUUCAGAGUGGCCCAAAUAAUCCCUGGUUAGUAAAGUACUACAAACAGCACUCGAAGCAUCCGUUUGCCUCCACAUUGGCGGAAGAGAUCUUUCAAUUUGGAAUACUGCCCUCCGACACUGAUUUCCGCAUCUUUCGAGAUUAUGGAAAUAUUCCCGGUCUUGACAUUGCACAAUUCAGCAACGGAUACGUUUAUCACACAAAAUUUGACAGCUUUGAUGUUGUUCCAGGACGUUCGGUUCAGAGCACAGGAGAAAAUGUCCUUUCACUAGUUCGAGCUUUUGCCAAUGCCAGUGAAUUGUAUAACACUAAGGAACACAGUGCAGGACAUGCUGUCUUCUUUGAUUUUCUAGGACUUUUCUUUGUGACUUACACGGAGAAGACUGGAAUAAUCCUGAACUAUUGCUUUGCAGUACUAAGUAUUCUUCUCGUUGGUUGUUCCUUGUGGAGAAUGGGAUAUGUGUCAGAGAUUUCCGUAGGAAGGAUAUCUAUAGCUUUUGUCAUCAUUUUUGGACUACAUCUUUUGGGCUGCCUUCUAUGCAUUAGUUUGCCUCUAAUAAUGGCUCUUCUGUACGAUAUCGGAGAUCGAACUCUGAACUAUUACAGUAACAACUGGUUGGUGAUCGGUCUAUACAUCUGUCCGGCGAUCAUUGGAUUAGUACUGCCUUCGACUCUAUAUCACUCGUUCAAGCCAAAUAAAAAGUUAAGUCACUCGUACCAGAUCUACAUCGGCUUGCAUGCCCAUUGUGUGGUCCUGGCAUUCCUGGCCAUUUUUUUGACAGCCAUUGGUCUUCGAAUUCCCUAUAUGUGUAUAAUAUCGUUGGUUCUCUAUAUCGGCUCUCUGCUCAUAAAUCUUAUAAGUACCCUACAUGAUCGCGGAUACUACUGGGUAUUAACGGUUCAGCUUAUUCAACUUUUUCAAUACGUGUACUUCUGCUACCUUUUCUACAUAUUCCUUGUGAUUUUCUUUCCCGCGAUGGGAAGAAAUCGAGAUUCGGUAAAUCCUGAUAUGCUGAUAGCCCUGAUAUGCGCUGUGGGAACCUUUUUCGCACUCGGAUUUGUGGUUCCUUUAAUUAACAUGUUUCGAUGGUCCACCAUUAUAUUGAUUGGCCUAGGAGUGGUGACCUUUAUAUUCAGCAUGAUCUCUAUUUCGGAAGUGGGUUUUCCCUAUCGUGCAAAGACCAGUGUGAUGCGGGUUAACUUUCUACAAACUCGCCGAAUGUUUUACGAACAUGAUGGUUCUCUUAGCGUCGACGAUUCGGGGUACUAUUUUGACUACCAGGAUAGACGAGCUCUUCGCCCACUUCAGGAUUAUUCCGUAAACUUGACUGGACUUAGCUCCAUAAAAACUCCUUGCGAUGAGUACGUGAUGUGCGGAAUUCCUUGUUUCUGGAGUAGCUGGUGUAGAGGGCUCUCCAGUGCUGCUUGGCUGCCUCGUGAACAGGAAGUGGACAUACCCGGAAUAUUGGAAUUAAACCUCUUAAAUACAUCCCUCCUAGAAUCGGGCAAAUCCAAGAGAUUCGAAUUUGAACUAGCUGGCCCUCCGCAUAUGGGCCUGUAUAUACGGCCACUGGAAGGAGUAGCAGUGGAGGAUUGGUCCUUUAUAAGGACAAUGCUGGACAAACCGGAAAAAUACUCGGCGCCCUAUCAAAUAUACCUUUCCUAUGGUGUGGAUAAUUCUCCAUUUAAAUUUCACAUUGAUUUUGCAAAAUCCGAUGGAGAUUUUGAUGAACCUAUUUUUGAGCUAGGUGUUGUCGGACAUUAUGUAAGCAAGGAUUUUGAGAGGGAUGCAACUACCCUAAAGUUCAUAGCGGAUUUACCAGAGUUUGCUUACACCAUGGAAUGGCCGUCUUUGUUUAAGCGAUAUAUCUUUUAAGAUCUUAUUCCAAAAGCAAUUUAGUUUUGCAUUCAUUAUAUUUUCGGGACAUUCCAAGCGCUGCGAUAGUGCAAGCGAUAAAGUAGA
Molecule: messenger RNA, 2737 nt
Organism: Drosophila rhopaloa
Lineage: Eukaryota; Metazoa; Arthropoda; Insecta; Diptera; Drosophilidae
Product: endoplasmic reticulum metallopeptidase 1
Exons: 12
Coding region: 23-2650 (875 amino acids)
Biological process (GO): proteolysis
Molecular function (GO): metalloexopeptidase activity
Source: RefSeq, a predicted model, not a curated record